Rhipicephalus sanguineus (brown dog tick) is the source of this 2040-nucleotide messenger RNA. RefSeq lists its product as uncharacterized. Bases 1 to 2040 code for a protein of 679 amino acids. The transcript has 2 exons. NCBI's taxonomy places the organism in Eukaryota, Metazoa, Arthropoda, Arachnida, Ixodida, Ixodidae. The record is from RefSeq and is a predicted model, not a curated record.
AUGAAGUCCAGUGACGGCAGGAGUUAUCCCAACGUGGCCGCUGUGAAGAAGAACGCUGGAAAGAAGCUCAGCAAGAACGCUAAUCUCGCACUGAACUCCAAUGCGAGUAGCGGCGCCAAGGUGUCCAAGGCUACGGGUGCAGCACGGAGCAACGAAAACCCGAAGCCAUCACUCUCCACGUCCUCAUCCUCAAAGGCGAGUGCCAGCGGCAAGGCGUCGAAGGCUCCGAGCGUUGUGCACAGUGGAGACGCGUCGUUGAAGGCCGGUGCGCGAGAGGGCGGUGCCACGAAGACGCCUAUCAGUGGUGAACGGAUCGCCUCGCGGGAGCCUUCUGGCACUGCCGUUGAGAAAGACCGCGCGAACACUACCGACGGGAAGACGAACAGAGCAGACAAAGCUCCGAGCGAUUCAGGGCGGCCGAAGAACCGUAAUGAUGGCGGUACAAAAGCCGUCGCGGAAGACGACGAAACAAGUUUGUUUGGUAGCGCUGAAAGUGUUGUUUUUGUGACCGCACAAAGCGACCAGGCGGAUGGUAACAAACAAAAGCUACCCCGGCAGGAAGUCGUGACGAAGAAAAAGGACAAAGUUGUGACGAAAGAAACAGAUGUACCAUCACCUGCGGUGUCGUCGACUCGAGCGCCGCCAGCGGUAACCGAGGAAAAGGCUCCGGCAGCUCUGGACGUUGAAGCGAAAGCGAAGGCUGCCAAGGCGUCGGAUAAAAGGCCGUCCACCAGCUCCACCAAAAGCAACGCGAAAAACCGAGAGGUAAAAAGUGAUCGGAAGAAACGCAGCCCUUCAAGAGGGAAUAAAGCAGUGCAGACGAACCCGGACGAAGAGAAGGCACCGGCCGGCCCGCCCAUGCACGUCUUGUUUUCGCCGUCAUCGUGCAGUUUGUGCGAGAGAAACGCUCCUCCCCCUGGCAUCUACGGAGCGAUGCAGUCAUUCCAAGUCGGCAAAUAUGGCGCCGUGAUGGCCGCUCCGCCCGCGGUGACCACCGCUCAAGGACCCCCGCGUGGAGUCGUCAAGAAGACGGUGAGGACAACGACGACGACGCGACGUGUCCCCGACAGCACCAGGACAUCGCGUUCAUUCAAUCUUGUCGAGGAGGUCACUACUGAGGACGUGCGAAAUGCCGCGGACGAUACAUAUAAAACAAAGAGCACAACCUCAGCGUCGACGGCCGGCAAGGGCACUAACGGAGGAGCCAGUAAAAAAACUGUUUCCACAAUGCGUCGUCGGAAGGAUCGCGACAAGCGCAGAAAGAGCUCCGACACUUCCUCCGGCGUCGAAGGUACCAUCACGGAAGCUAUUGAAUUCCCGGUAAGCGAAGCGAAACGCGGCUCGGUGGAGAAGCAGACGGACGGCGCCAAACCAAUGGAGACUACAGUUCUCGAAUCGUCGGCUAAAAAGAACGCUGCAAGCGUAGCCCCGAAAACGAUUGUGAGGACCGUGCGCCGUGCGAAGAAUGCCGACUCGCUAUAUCCAGAUGACGUCAUCGAGACAGUCACCACGGAAGUUGUCGAAGUUGAAGCCGAAGCGUCGCCUGCGCAACCAGCCAAGCAGAUAGCGGCACCCACCAUUGUUGGAGUGGCACGCGGCUCAUCGGCCACUCACUACCGGUACUCGGAGUCCAGGCGCCCGGCGUCGACUCCGUACCGAGCACCUCACAGGAGUACCAGGGUGCGCGUCGGCAGUUCGAGUGACCCCAGCGAGGGCACCUACGACGUCUUCUACGAAGGAGAGCCAGAUCCGGUCCCUGCAAACGCCAGCGGAAUUCGGAAUGACGUCUCUCGGCGUCCGACCGAGUUCAUCUGGGAGACGCCGCCUCGGGAAGAGGUCGUCUACUGCGCCAACCUCAUGACAAGCCCUACUGCGCACGCUGCCAAUGGCCGCUGCGGUGCAACCUGCAACGAAGACGCCAACGUCUGGAACCAAGACGGCGUCGACGCGAGGACUGCGCCAGCAGGCAAUGAUCUCAGCAUGACCGCUGGAUCCCAGGUGACGACAAAGUCUCAAGAAGAGACUCUUUUCUUCUUUUGA